AUGCCACGAGAAAUCAUCACCCUCCAAGCCGGCCAAUGCGGUAACAGCGUCGGCUCGCAAUUUUGGCAACAACUCUGCCUCGAGCACGGCAUCAACCAAGACGGCAACCUCGAAGACUUUGCGACAGAAGGCGGCGACCGCAAAGACGUCUUCUUCUACCAGUCCGACGACACGCGCUACAUCCCGCGCGCCAUCCUGCUCGACCUCGAGCCGCGCGUCAUCAACGGCAUCCAGACGGGCCCCUACAAGAACAUCUACAACCCGGAGAAUUUCUACGUGCACAAGGAUGGCAUGGGCGCGGGGAAUAAUUGGGCGGCGGGGUAUGCGCGUGGCGCGCAGGUGGAGGAGGAGGUGUUUGAUAUGAUUGAUCGCGAGGCGGAUGGGAGUGAUAGUUUGGAGGGCUUCAUGCUGUUGCAUUCCAUUGCUGGCGGUACUGGAUCCGGGCUGGGCUCAUUCCUGCUGGAAAACCUCAACGACCGGUUUCCCAAGAAGUUGAUUCAGACGUACUCCGUCUUUCCUGGACAACAGGAUGACGUUGUAGUGCAGCCUUACAACUCUCUGCUUGCCCUGCGGAGACUCACACAGAAUGCCGAUGCCGUAGUGGUCCUCGACAACGGCGCUCUUUCACGGAUAGCGGCAGACACACUACACAUCCAGGAGCCAACGCUACAACAGACCAACCGACUUGUCAGCACAGUUAUGUCCGCGUCGACUACCACCCUACGCUACCCAGGAUACAUGCACAACGAUCUUGUCGGCAUCCUGGCCUCCUUGAUCCCCACUCCUCGCUGCCAUUUCUUGCAAACCAGCUACACACCCUUCACAGGAGAUAACGUCGAUGCCGCCAAGACGGUGCGCAAGACCACUGUCCUGGACGUCAUGAGAAGACUCCUCCAGCCAAAAAACCAAAUGGUCUCCACCAAGCCCACCAAAAACAGCUGCUACAUCUCCAUCCUCAACAUCAUCAUGGGCGAAGCAGACCCCACAGACGUCCACAAAUCCCUCCUCCGCAUCCGCGAACGCAACCUCGCCUCCUUCAUCCCCUGGGGCCCCGCAAGCAUCCAAGUCGCCCUAACCCGCACAAGCCCCUACCUGCACCCGCCCUACACCUCGCGCGUCCCGCCGCGCGUCUCGGGCCUCAUGCUCGCCAACCACACCGGCAUCUCCACCCUCUUCCGCCGCAUCGUGACGCAGUACAGCCUGCUGCGCAAGCGCAAUGCCUUCCUCGAGCAGUAUAAGCGCGAGGAGCCGUUUCGCGACGGCCUGGCGCAGUUCGACGAGGCGAAGGAGGUGGUGCUCGAUUUGAUUCGGGAGUAUGAGGAUGCGGAGCGGGCGGAUUAUUUGACUGGUGGUGUGGGUGGGGAGAGUAGUGGGGAGGCGACGAAUGGGGGCGCGGAUGCGAGGACCGAUGGGGUUACGGGGAGGUGA
Molecule: messenger RNA, 1428 nt
Organism: Neohortaea acidophila
Lineage: Eukaryota; Fungi; Ascomycota; Dothideomycetes; Mycosphaerellales; Teratosphaeriaceae
Product: gamma tubulin
Exons: 5
Coding region: 1-1428 (475 amino acids)
Biological process (GO): mitotic spindle organization; meiotic spindle organization; mitotic cell cycle
Cellular component (GO): nucleus; spindle; cytoplasm
Molecular function (GO): GTP binding; structural constituent of cytoskeleton
Source: RefSeq, a predicted model, not a curated record